AGUUAUAAUUUUGAUGGUGAAAUAAGUAUUGACGAAGGAGCAAUUAUGUUUGUUUAUGUAAUAAAAAAAAAACGUGAUGAUGUAUCUAUAUUUGAAGAUCUAUUUGGUUGAAACUGCGAAUUCUCUCUCAAAAAAGGAAAAAAUAUGGAUUCAACAACUGGUGAGUAUUAUCAGAACGUCGUCGUAAUGAGACACGGCGAUCGCAUCGAUAACUUGGAUCCUUUAUGGAUAUCCAAUGCGACCCAACCAUGGGACCCACCUCUAAUCCAAGAAGGUCGCGUCAGGGCUUUCUGUACGGGUCGUAAGUUUCGUAACAUUUUCGGUUUUCCUCUCCAUCGUGUUUUCGUUUCGCCCUUCCUCCGCUGCAUUCACACCGCUUCCGAAGUCAUCGUCGCCCUCUCCUCCGUCGAUGAAAACCCCGAUGCCCUCACCGGUCACUCCCUUACCAUCGAUCCUUCCAAACUCAAGGCCUCUGUUGAAUAUGGUUUAUGUGAAAUGAUGAACAAGAUUGCAAUUAGGGUUGAUGUGGCUCCUAAAGAUGGAAAUUGGGGUUUUGAUUUAUCAGAGCGUGAGGCCAUGCUUCCAUCAGGGACAGUGGAUAACAAUGUAGAAAGGGUCUAUAAAAAGUUGCCUGAGUGGGAGGAGUCGGUUUCGCAAACUAGGGCUAGAUAUGAGCAAAUCAUUAAAGACCUUGCUGAUAAACAUCCUUCUGAAAACUUGCUGCUUGUCACACAUGGGGAAGGAGUUGGUGUGGCUCUUUCUUCAUUCAAGAAGGGUUCUGAAGUACUUGAAGUUGAUUAUUGUGGAUAUGUUGAACUCAGACGCCCGAUUUUUAUGAAAGAUCACUCAUAUACUGCAGGAGAAUUUGAAGCUCUUACUAAUACUGGCCAAACUGGAGUUAAAUAUAUCAUCUAAAGUCAUUUUGAGCAAUGACAUCAGUUAAAAUUCACAAUGGCUUUCCACAUGCCAGAUUUUCAAUUGUUUAUCACUCUGCUUAAUUUUACAUUGGAGUCUUUCCAAUGUCCAAAUGACUUUUUCAUUGUGCAUUGCUUGAUUGAGUAGGAGAGUUUUAGCUGCAUAUUUAUUGAAUAGUAAAGAUAGGAGGAAAAUAAAUAGUUGGUUGUAUAAUAAUGAAUAAUGUGGCUAUGAACCAAAGUGAGAUAAUCUUAUUUGAGCUUUUAUUAUGUUGUC
This is a messenger RNA of Cicer arietinum (chickpea), 1191 nucleotides long. RefSeq lists its product as uncharacterized. NCBI's taxonomy places the organism in Eukaryota, Viridiplantae, Streptophyta, Magnoliopsida, Fabales, Fabaceae. The record is from RefSeq and is a predicted model, not a curated record.